AACGAAGUAAAAUUUGUGAAGAUGAAAAAAAAAUCGAGUCGCUCAACCAACGCGAAGCCGAUUUACUACUGCAAUUAGCCAAUAGCAAAAGCGAAUUUGAAAAAUACGUUGAAGAUCACGAAAUUCGCUGCGAAUAUAGAAAAAAAACUUUUCAGCUUCAAGAAAAACUUUUAUUUCUUCAAAAAGAAAAUGAAAUGAAAACUCAGACUUUAUUAGUAGAACUUGAAAAGUAUAAAAGUAUUGAAAAAGAACUAAAAGAAAAGCUUGAAAAUUUGGAGCGCCGAUUCGCUACUAUUCAAGAAGAAAAAGAAUCACUGGAGUAUCGUCUGAGCCAAUCAUUAGCAGAAGCAUCACGUUUUCAUAAUGAACUAAACGAAGCGAAUGAAGAACGGUUGAUGCUCCAAACUGAGAAUCGCGUGCUUCAACAUUCGCACUGCAUCGAUAAUAAUUCGCUGGAAAAUUUGCGCGGAGGCCUUUCUAAAAUCAUUGAAGCUCUACGGUUUCUUCAAAAAGAAGAACUUUCAGAAGUUUUUUUACUGAAAAUUUAUGAAGAACUCAAAACAUCUUUGAAAAACGAAGAGAAUGAGACUACUUACGAACUUUUUAAAAAUACUUUUGAAACUCUGCAAAGUUUUUGUAAGCACGUUAGCAAUCUUUCUCAAAAGUUAACUUUUGUGACGGAAAACUUUAAUAAAGAAAAAGAAAUGAAAAAUAACGAAAUUGAAAUUUUAAAUUCUACUAUUGAACGUUUGAAAACGGAAAAAAAUAAUUUGUGGAAAGAGAAUCAAAAACUUGAAGAAAAUGUUAUACGAAUGGAGCACUUAAAAAAAGUUUAUGAAAAAAGUAAACUGGAAAUCGACGCCCUUCAAAAAACUGCAGAAAUUCACAAACAAGCACUCGCUACGGCCCUUUCCAAUCUCGACACUCUUCAACAAAGAAAUAACGAAAAACUUAUGGAAAAAGACGGGGAAAUACUAAACUGGAAGUCGUAUUCUUUACAACUGGAAAGUUCGCUCACUGAAAUUCGUGAAAAAGAGCAAGUGUUGGGGAAAAACGACCCUAAAUUUAACUCUGACUUUUCAAUUCUUCUUAAAACACCAAUGAAACCUUUGCAUGGCGAACGAACGCCUUUCAAAACGCCUUUGCCAAUUGUUGGGCGACUUUAAAUUUUUUUGUUUUUUAUUGGUUG
Messenger RNA from Zophobas morio, 1189 nucleotides. RefSeq names its product putative leucine-rich repeat-containing protein DDB_G0290503. The coding region runs from base 195 to 1166 and encodes 323 amino acids. The record is from RefSeq and is a predicted model, not a curated record. NCBI's taxonomy places the organism in Eukaryota, Metazoa, Arthropoda, Insecta, Coleoptera, Tenebrionidae. The transcript has 10 exons.